Diabrotica virgifera virgifera (western corn rootworm) is the source of this 1815-nucleotide messenger RNA. RefSeq names its product zinc finger protein 239. Bases 380 to 1306 code for a protein of 308 amino acids. The record is from RefSeq and is a predicted model, not a curated record. NCBI's taxonomy places the organism in Eukaryota, Metazoa, Arthropoda, Insecta, Coleoptera, Chrysomelidae. The transcript has 3 exons. Gene Ontology annotation, biological process: regulation of transcription by RNA polymerase II. Gene Ontology annotation, molecular function: DNA-binding transcription factor activity, RNA polymerase II-specific; RNA polymerase II cis-regulatory region sequence-specific DNA binding. Gene Ontology annotation, cellular component: nucleus.
GUAGAAGUUAGGUUAAUUCUUACUAAACUAAAAUUAUAAAUAUUUUAAUCUUUAGUCAUAAGGGGGUAGGGUCUUAAUCUUAUUUGUGGAUGUUUCCAAUAUUUUUAUUCAUAUGAUUCACUAACUAUGGAAUUUAACAUUAACGAAAAAUUUGUUGAAUAUGACCUAGAGUAGAGGAUCAGCUAUCCAAAUCAACAGAUUUUGGUAACUUGAAGCAUGAAACAGAAGAUAAGAUAACUCAAUAAGUAAGACAAGUAAUAAAAGUAGUAGGUACACAAGGGCUGGUACUUUCUGCUAAUACUCCUUAAUCCUCGGUUACUACUAAAAUCAGCUGAUUAACUUUAAUGACGGGUUAAGCAUCAAUUCGGUACUUUCAGUUAUGGAAGUGAAAACAGAAAUUAAGGAAGAGUGUAUUGAAGAUGAUCAAGGAUAUGCAGAAAGUCAUCUAUCCACAUCCCUUGAUUUGGGAGAUUUAAAGAAUGAACCAGAUGAGUAUAAUUCAGGGAGCCUGGAGAAACAUACGAAAUCAAUCAAAACAUUUGAACAUCCAUGUCAUAAAGAGCAUCCAUGUCAUAAAGAUACGAAUCCAAAAAAAUCUUAUCAAUGUGAAAUUUGUUUGAAGUCGUUUUCCCGAAAAGGCUAUUUAAAAGACCAUCUUAGAAACCACACUGGAGAACAACCAUAUCAAUGUGAAAUUUGUUCAAGGUCGUUUUUCCAUGCGAGUAUUUUAAAAUCACAUAUGAGAAUUCACACGGGAGAAAAACCGUUUCAGUGCGAAAUAUGCUUUAAAUCGUUUACGCAAUCAGGUGCUAUGCAUAAACAUAUGAGGACACACGCUAGAGAAAAGCCAUAUCCGUGUGAAAUUUGUUUGAAGUCGUUUUCCCAAAAGUACUAUUUAAAAACACAUAUGAAAAUACACAGUGGAGAACUUGAAUAUCAAUGUGAAUUGUGUCCAAGGUCGUUUUUCCAUGCGAGUAUUUUAAAGACACAUAUGAGAAUUCACACUAGAGAAAAACCGUUUCAGUGUGAAAUAUGCUUUAAAUCGUUUUCUCAAUCAGGUGCUGUGAAUGAACAUAUGAGAUCGCACACUAGAGAAAAGCCAUAUCAAUGUGAAAUGUGUUUAAAAUCGUUUUCCCAUGCGUGUACUUUAAAGAGUCAUACGAGAAUGCACACUGGAGAAAAACCGUUUCAGUGUGAAAUAUGCUUUAAAUCGUUUUCUCAAUCAGGUGCUAUGCAUAAACAUCUGAGAACGCACUCUAGGGGAAAGCCAUAUUGUAACAAAAAAGAAGAUCUUCUGUUGGAGUGAAAUUUGGUUGGAAAAUAAACUCCAACAGAACUAGAAAAAGAAUGCUACUCUAGAUGUAGCUAAUAUGAUAAAAAUUAAGGGCCUUGUGCGUUGAAGAAGCCGAUGUAACAAAAUACUACUUUUGCAGUAGUACUUGUAUGGGGAAUGAGCAUUGAAAAGAGUCAGAUGAACUAAUACAGAAGUAUGAAUAGACAGAUGCAAACUGAAUGUAGUUAGGCUAGCAAGAUAUGCAAGAGAACGACAACUUGACACUCAAGGAUGGAUACGGCCAAUUUGCAUGCCUGUCAAAGACAGUAGAUCAAAAUAGAUAGUCAUGAUGACUAGAAAAGGAACUAUGAAGAUAAGAAUAGAUGCUCUGAAAAUAGAUAGAAUAAAUAGAAUAAUAUAAUUAAAAUAGAAGAAUAUAUUAGAUAAAUAAAAUCGAAUAAGUUAUGGGCGCCAGAAGAUGGUAUCGACCAAUCUUUCAGAUAUCUUACACUGCUGUAAAAUAUAUUAAAUCAGUAAAUGUA